Molecule: messenger RNA, 3850 nt
Organism: Sodiomyces alkalinus F11
Lineage: Eukaryota; Fungi; Ascomycota; Sordariomycetes; Glomerellales; Plectosphaerellaceae
Product: TRP-domain-containing protein
Exons: 4
Coding region: 478-3477 (999 amino acids)
Biological process (GO): fungal-type cell wall biogenesis; transmembrane transport
Source: RefSeq, a predicted model, not a curated record
AAACCUCCCGACCCUGCCGAACCUCGCGACACCGACCCUUUGGUUGCGACCUCCCUUGCGCUCACAGGGGAAAACAAACGAUUAAAUCCGGUAUCGCGUGCCACACAUCGCGUUGACGAGCAAACGAGAGAUCCAAAUAAGCCUCAUUUUGCGAAGCGACGCCUUUCUCCUGUCUUUGUGCAAGGUCCCCGCGUCCCCGAAUCUAGACCCAAACAUGGAUUAGGCAGAGGAGUUCCAACACAUCACCGCCCCGUCUCCUGGUCCCCCGACUUGGGCAUGACUUGGAACAAUCAACGAUAAACUAUACACAAACAAUACGCCAUGCGCUGGGUACCCUGACCUGCUGAGGAAGAAUGCGAAGGGGGAAACUCACAAUCAAAAAUAGUGUCUCUACCCCUCAGGAAAACCCACCCAAUAUAUCAGCAUCAGAUCGAGGCUGCAAACGACAUCUGUCGACUCACCUCUCGCAUAUCCGUCAUGGCGCGAACUACAGGACCAUCAUGCUGGACCAUGACUGUCCUGCUCGCUACCAUAUUGCAAUUCGUCUCCAUUAUUGCGGCACAGCAGACCGUCCUCAUCGAGGGAACGGACCGUCAUAAUGUCUCUCGAAAUCUUACCGUCGACCGAUACCCUUCUCUCUACACCGGUGACUUUGCUGACUGCUUGAACGGCGAGAGUCUGUUCAACAUCACCAAAUACGAUGCCGGUUACUAUGCAGACAACAUGACUGUUGUGUUCCACCUUGAUGGGACAACCAAUGUUCGACAAGAGAACCUGAUGUUGCACUUGUCCCUCUUUGCUUUUGGCGAGACCAUCUUUGAUGCGACGCUGGAUCCUUGCAAGCUCGAAAUUUCCAGCCUCUGUCCGUUGAAUGCGAAUAAUCCCGUCGAAGCAUGGACCGCAAUCGAAGUCACCGUUUCCGAGAUCGACAUCAUUCCCUCCAUUUCCCUGGACAUCCCCGAUUUCGAAGGUUCUGCGCGCCUGCAGGUCUUCGCAAACUCGAGUCAAACCGAAAUUGGCUGCUUCCAGGCCGUCUUAUCCAACGGCAACACCUUGUCGCACCCGUACGCCAUAUCCCCCGCUCUCGGCGGUCUUACUGCCCUUGCUAUUUUAUCUUCCUUUGCCGCCGCCGUCUACGGCGUCAGCAUCCCUCAUAUGCGGACUCACUACGCCCAUUCCUUCUCCGUCCUGGUCGUUCUUGAAACCUUCCAGACCAUCUAUUUCUCCGGCGCCUUGUCCGUCCACUGGCCAAGCCUGCUACCGGCUUGGUGGAGCAACUUCGCCUGGUCUGCUGGCCUGAUAUACAGCCAUGAGCUGGUCGAGUCUCUUCGGGGCUUCGCCGGCAUAUCUGGCAACGCCAGCCAGGUCGGCGGCGCAGGCUCCAACGUCAUCAACAACGAAGGGGGCCUCAUCCAUCAAAUCUACGGCCGCUCCCUCGACCUCGGCCCGGCCGCCGCCUCCCAGCCGUCUCGCCGCGCCCUGGCCUACAACGCCAGCGACCCAUACGAUUACACUUGGGGCGGGAGGCCAGUUGCCCCGGGCAUGCCGAUCCCGGGUACUUGGCCAGGCUUCCGGGGCACGCUGGCGGCCAUCCGCAUUCCCAUUGCUGGUGCAUUUACCGUCGGGUUGAUUUGGUGGCUCGUCGCACUGGCUCUGGUCGUCAUCUCCGUCACGGCCGCCAAGUUCUGCUUGGACCUGUUGAUCCGUCUCAAACUGGUAAACAAGGAUGGCUUUGCUUACUUUCGCACCCAUCUGCCGGGUUAUCUAGCGACGAGCGUCCUCCGCACUCUUCUCGUCGCCUCCUUCCCGCUGCUCACUCUAGCCCUGUUCCAGAUGAACCUUGAAAGGCCCACGGGACCCCUUGCCAUCGCUGCCGUGGUGUUUGCCCUCCUCUUGGUCGGCUUGGGCGGUCUCGUCGCUUACGCCUGCUACUUCCGCCUGCGCUUCAGCAAGUUCCAAAUGGGGACCGACACCAUCAUCCUUGAACAGGGCCGGCUUUUCAAGGUCCUUCCCUUUGUGGCCGCCACUCGCGCCAGCACUAUUGGCGAGAAAGAGUCCGCGACCAAGCGCUAUGGCUCGUUGCCUUUCUUGCGCAUUCACUUCGUCGACAACGAUCCCGACAGACCCAGACCCAGCGUGCACAAGGACGAAGCCUACGUCAAGCGGUUCGGCUGGCUUGCCGCCCACUACCGCCGCAAGCGAUGGUGGUUCUUUGCGCUCUGGUUCGCUUACCAGGUCGCCCGUGCCUGCUUCCUGGGCGGCGCGUCGCGCAGCCCUCUAGCCCAGGUCUACGGCCUUUUCAUCCUCGAGGUCCUCGCCUUUAUUGUCUUUGUCAACCUGAAGCCGUACGAAGGCCAGCGGAAUGCCGUCGUCGCCGUCUGGAUGCUGGGCAUGUCCAAGGUUGUCACCGCUGGUCUCUCCAUCGCCUUCCUGCCCGACUUUAACAACAGCCGCAUCCUCCUAACCGUGUUCGGCUUGAUCAUUGUCGUGGUCCAAGGCUUCAUGGUCCUAGCCGUCAUUGUGCUGGUGGUGCUCGGCAUGAUCUCGUCCUGGAUGUCCCUGCAUCGAAACCGCGAGACCUUCCGCCCCCAAGCCCUGGACAGCAUUCGAAUCAGCUACUACGAGCAUUUGCAGAACAAAGCCCCCGAUAUGCGUCCCCCCCCCCGAGAGGAAGCCAACGGCGCCGCGGAGCCGCGGUCGACGUUCACCGUGAACAGCGUCCGGCGCGCACCCAAGAUCGAGGAUGACGACGAUCCAGAGACUGACGUCUUCCCGAGCCUGAGCAACAACAACGUGCCCAUUCAGGACGUGCCGCCGGCCACGCGCCCGAGGAGCCGCACCAACAGCGUCAACUCGCGCUACUCAGUCGGUAGCCUGCCUCGCCGCGCCCGGACGCAGCGCGCGUCGUGGAGCUCCAGGGACUUUGCCGAGUGGGACGCGCAGUUCGAGCGGCCGGACUCGGCGAUGGGGGUGGGGACCGCGGGGACCGCGGGGACCGUGGGGACCAGCAUGCGGACCACGACCGCCCAGGGCCGACAGCGCAGCAGCUCCCUCCGGCAGAUCGCGCACCUCAACUCGCAUUCGUCGUUGCGCAUGCAGCAGCAACCCGAUAUACGUGAGCGGCCUGAGACGCCGAGUGCGCAGCGGCGGCCCAUGUCGCCGCCGAGAGAAGUUUCCGAGGACAAGUUGGAGCCGUUCCCCGCUCUGGAAAUCGUUCCGUCGCGGAGGGAUGAUGAAACGACUGGAAGGGAGAUGGAGGAUAAUGGCGUGUCCCCCGUCAAGGAGACGGAUGGAAAACAAUCCGGCAUGCCCCAGCCUGGAGAGAAGGAGGAGGAACAGGUCGCCGUGUCGGGAACAGCGAACGAGUCGACUAAGGACGAAACGGCCGACGUCACCCGGGGUGCUGCCCCGACGGAUGGGGAGUCAAAGCAGCAGCCCACUUCUGAAAAAGAAGCCGAGGCCGAGAAAACACCAUGAGCUGUUUUGUCCGCAUCGCGCACACGUCGCGCACAUGUCGCGCACAUUCUAUAUGUAUACCCCGGCAACACUCGAGUCUUACCAAAUACGCCAUCACAUACAUGCCUUCUCAUGUUCCUGCACUUGUCCCUCGGCUGGAAAGCGCUGUGUUCCAGUGCUGCCACCCGAUUCAUAUUUCUUUAAAAUAUUUUCUACGAGAGACUACUGUCCAUUCUCCUGAUUUUUUUUCCCCCCUUAUCUUCCGCAGCUACAUGAUAUCCGAGCAAUGAGGCGUUACAUGGCGCCCUUUGGACGAGGGGCUAGAAUCCUCACCUUUUGCUACGUCGAUGAUUUUCAACGACUAUUAUGGUGGGAUGCUGACCCCCUAAGGUAG